CUGUCACACGCAACUAGACACAAUAUUAAAUUGUCGUCAGUCGUCUGCAACUAAAAUCGUGAUUUACAAAUUAUCAUUGCAAUUAAAUAUAUAUAUAUACAUAUGUACAUAAUAUAUGUAUGCAUGUGUGUAUAUAUGUAAUAAAAUUAUUAGGAGGACCUAGUACACAGUGUAUAGGAACUAGGAUUCAGUAAUAAAAAAAGAGUAGAGAAGAACGUACGGCCGUACGAGGCGUGAUAUAACGGGGCUUCUCUCUCUCUCUCUUUCUCUUUCUUAUUCUCAUAUAUACUUGUCCUUUAUCUUUCUCACUCUUAUUUUCUCUUGGUAAUUCUUACUCUUUCUCUCCGGGACUCCGGCAUCCGGACGGGCGCGUAGCCGGUCCCGGCUAUCGAAUUCUCACCGAGUGAAUAAAAAAAAAGUAGUAAAAUAAAAUAAUAUUAAAUAAAAAAAAGGCGAACGACGGGGCGUGUGCGUGUACCGUACGUGUAUUAUGUAUGUGUGUGUAUAUCUAUAUCUAUACAUAACAUAGAGAUAAAUAUAUAUAUGUAUAUAUACCUGUAUAUAUAUUUAUACAUAUUAUACUUGGCCUUUUUUUUUUUCUACGCGUGGUACAAUAAAACACGCUAUUAAACGUACGGUUUUCCGCGUCUACGUCGCCGUGGCCAUUAAUUAAUAUUCGGUGAGGACUAUUCAGUAAACGAGAGCGUGUUCUUACGGAAGUGCGUGGUAGCAACACUUGCAGUCAUCCAUUUGAUAGAUUAUUUAUAAUAACAAAUGGAACGCGUGGUCACGAGGUAACCUCUCUUGUGACAUAAAAACACUCAGUAAACGCACGUGAGAUAAAAUAAAAAAUCAAGAAAAAUAAUUGAAUCUUUGAGACGGUCUAUUUUGUGGAGACUCGUGUGUUGGUGACAACGCCUCGCUCAUCAUCACCAUCGUCAUCGUCAUCGUCAUCACCGUGGACUAAUUUCUCAGUCAUUGAAAACAACUUUUUAUUCCCAGCAGACACUUGUGAAAAAAUAGCAGAUCGACUGGUGAAAAACUUCUAGAACAAUACCUGUAACCUGUCAGAGACAUUUUCCUGUGACAUUAUUAUUAUUGUUUAAUAUUAUUAUUAUUAUUAUUUAAAUAAUAAUAAAAGUACUGCUGGUGUGUAUGAUAAAUAGUGUAAUUUAAAUUGAGGAAUGCAGCCACCGGCUCAUCAGGGUGGUCCUUGUUAUUGUAAAGUAUAGCCGCCACGAUCUCAGCCAAAGAUACGGAUUCGAGGCACGAGCGUGACGCCGGUGAUUUAAAUAAUCCAUCCAGCAUCCGCAGUGCCUCAAAUCUAACAACCAACAUGUCAUCUGGGACGUUUGUUGAUCGGAUAGAUCCAUUUGCCAAGCGAUCCCUUAAAAAGAAGUCGAAAAAAUCACAAGGCUCCUCGCGAUAUCGCAAUUCGCAGGACGUCGAGCUUCAGCAGCUACCUCAGCUUAAAGAUGUUACUCCGUCGGAACAGGAAGACUUGUUCAUUAGAAAACUACAGCAAUGUUGCGUUGCCUUCGACUUUAUGGACCCCGUUGCAGAUCUCAAGGGUAAGGAAAUCAAGCGCAGCACCCUCAAUGAACUGGUCGAGUACAUCACAGCAGGACGUGGAGUUCUUACUGAACCCGUUUACCCCGAGAUCAUCAAGAUGAUUUCGGCAAAUUUAUUUCGAACGUUGCCACCGAGUGAAAAUCCAGACUUUGAUCCUGAAGAGGAUGAUCCAACAUUAGAAGCAAGCUGGCCCCAUUUACAACUGGUCUAUGAAUUCUUUUUACGUUUUCUCGAGUCAUCGGAUUUUCAGCCGGCGAUUGGAAAAAAAGUUAUUGACCAAAAAUUCGUGUUACAACUGCUAGAAUUAUUUGACUCAGAAGACCCAAGAGAAAGAGAUUUUUUGAAAACGGUUUUGCAUCGCAUAUACGGUAAAUUUCUCGGCCUGCGAGCUUUCAUACGCAAACAGAUUAACAACAUUUUCCUGAGGUUUGUGUACGAGACAGAGCACUUUAAUGGCGUUGGAGAGUUACUGGAAAUUUUAGGCAGCAUUAUCAACGGAUUCGCACUCCCGCUGAAAGUCGAGCAUAAGCAAUUUUUAGUCAAGGUGCUAUUACCACUGCAUAAAGUUAAAUGUUUAUCGCUAUAUCACGCGCAACUUGCGUACUGCGUGGUGCAAUUUCUUGAAAAAGAUGCAUCACUAACGGAACCAGUAGUACGAGGGCUUCUUAAAUUCUGGCCUAAGACAUGCAGCCAGAAGGAGGUGAUGUUUCUCGGCGAGAUUGAAGAGAUACUUGAUGUUAUAGAACCUAGCCAAUUUGUUAAAAUACAAGAGCCUUUGUUCAGGCAAAUAGCGCGCUGUGUUUCGUCGCCGCACUUUCAGGUCGCAGAGAGGGCAUUGUAUUUCUGGAACAAUGAAUAUAUUAUGUCGCUGAUUGAAGAAAACAAUCAUGUGAUAAUGGGAAUAAUGUUCCCGGCGCUGUACAGGAUCAGCAAGGAGCACUGGAACCAGACGAUUGUUGCUCUUGUUUAUAAUGUUCUUAAAACUUUUAUGGAAAUGAACAGCAAGCUUUUUGAUGAACUAACUGCCAGUUAUAAAUCCGAGAGGCAAAAAGAAAAGAAACGAGAAAAAGAGAGAGAUGAAUUAUGGAAAAAGUUGAAUGAAUUAGAGAUUGAACGACGCGGGACACUUACGGCAACAUCAAACACUCCAGUUCCUGCCACUCCUGCAUCUGCGACACGAGCUCGUCCCUGAGCUGGUAAAAAUUAAAUACCACGCUGCCCAAUUGUUAGUCCUUAGUUUACAUCAAAUUUUCCGUAUACAAGCUGAAAAUAAAAAUUGUCAUUGUUAGUGAAAAAAAAAAAUAAUAAAAAAAAAUAAAAAAAAGAAACAAAAAAAGUAAUGAAAAAAAUAAAAAAAAAUUAAACAUAAGUAUAUCAAGCAGUGACGAUACUAACGUGAAGUAUAAAAUAUUCCUCUUGUUAAUUGCGCCCGAACAGCUGCAGGGCUAGAAUUUAAAAAACCGCCGGCUAUCAGCAAAGAAGAAAAUAAUAAAAUACUACAAUCGUACUCUUGACACCCAGGACUAUUAAAGUAAUCAGUGCGGGACGAUAAAAAAAAUUAAAUUAAUAAAAAAAUAAUAAUAAUAAUAAAAAAUGAAUGAAAGAAAUCUAGUGACUUUGUUCACUUAAGGUCAUAUUAGAGGCCUUGACUAAUUUCUGAUAAUUUUAUUGUGUAUAUUAAUUUUUAUUAAUUUUGACGGCAAUGAAUUAUGUUGUAUGGUGUAUAAUCAGUGUCAGCACGUAAACAAAAGAAAAAAAAAUAUUAAUAAAAUAUGAGAAUGUUUAGUCCCUUCUUAAUAAAGCUCGCUUGUACUUUGUUGAAGGAGACGAUUCAAAUGAGAAUAAAUAAUAUUAUUAUUAUAUUAAGUGUACGAUUGAUGAUACAUAUAAAUUUUACAAUUAUUAAUUAAUUAAUAUUAUUAUUAAUUAUAAAUAUUAAUUUAAGAUGUGAAACUUUUUCAUUUUCGCGUCUAAAAAAUAAUAAUAAUAAAUAAAUAAAUAAAAAUAAAAAACGGAGAAAUAAUUUUUAUUAACUCUCUGUUGGAACUGAAAAGAUUAACAUCUCAUAUGAAUCCUCGUCGUCAACAAUUGACAGGAGGGGCGUUGUUUGAAAUGUAUCAUAUAUACGUAUUAAUUGAUGAUUGAUGAUGAUAACUAUAACAACAACAUGAUUAAUUAAUUAAUUAAAUAAUUAAUUAAUUAGGUAAAUAUAUAAAUAAAUAAAUAUAUAUAAAUAUAAAUAUACAUUAUUAUAAAAAAUAAAUAAUAACAAUAAAGUAUAGUAAUAUUGAUGAUGAUACUGAUCACCACAGUAAUUUAAAAAUCACAUUUUAAACUUACACUCUUACACUAAAGACAUCAACUCGCUACUCCUACACAUACACACUGUACUCAUUACAUUCAAUUAAAUUUUACAAUUUAUUGAAUCGUACAGAAUUUAAUUUAAAAAUUAAACCCACAGUGCUAUCUAUACUAACAAGUGCAUCGACCGUGUAAUCGUAACCGGUCGCCUAAUUUUUUAUUUCAUUUUGUUUUAUUUUUUUUUCAAGGACGAUAAUCGCGUCUUAGUGUGUAUGUAAAGUGCGUGCUAAAGAAUAAUAACAUUUAUGAGUUAAUAUAACAAUAAACGAAAUUUAAUGAGAGAAAAAAAAUUAUAACGUAAACAGAUACAUGUUUUUUAAAAUGAAAGAAUGAUUAAUAAUAAUAAUAUUAAUACUAAUAAUAAUAAUAAUGGUAAUAUAAUUUUAAAAAAUAGUAAAAGCAAGGGACAAGUUAUACAAGGAAAAAUAAUUGUACCAAAAUAUCCAUGGUUACUUAUAAAUAUAAUUAAUAAAUAGAGAUAAAAUGCAUAAUAAGAAUUUAUUCGGAGCUGGGCUCCCACCGGCCACCGUGAAAGUGUACGUGGGAAGUUUUUAAAACUUAGAAAAAAAAAUUUUCUUACAAUUGCAUACUGAUGACUGUGCAUUAUAAUUAUUACAGAUAGUUGACAAAGAGAUAAAUAACUAAAAAUACGAUAAUAUAUGAAUGAAUGACUGCUCAUAUUUUUAUUAUUAUUUUGUUCGUUCAAUAAAUCUUGCUGUCGGUAUUAUUUACUCGCGUUCAGUCUUCUCUUUUUUUUUUCUGUACUGUUUAUCAUUAAGAUAUUAAAGUUUAUUUUUAUUUUUUUAAUAUAAUUAUUACGACUCACGAAAUCAAUACGCUUUCGGCGCACGGCCGCUAUAAUUUUUUA
Messenger RNA from Microplitis mediator, 4801 nucleotides. It is a transcript of the gene wdb, whose product is annotated as serine/threonine-protein phosphatase 2A 56 kDa regulatory subunit epsilon isoform. Gene Ontology annotation, molecular function: protein phosphatase activator activity. The transcript is spliced from 10 exons. Gene Ontology annotation, cellular component: nucleus; protein phosphatase type 2A complex; cytosol. The coding region runs from base 1337 to 2764 and encodes 475 amino acids. Lineage: Eukaryota; Metazoa; Arthropoda; Insecta; Hymenoptera; Braconidae. The record is from RefSeq and is a predicted model, not a curated record. Gene Ontology annotation, biological process: protein dephosphorylation; signal transduction.